Messenger RNA from Acaulospora colombiana, 213 nucleotides. The record is from the annotation of a GenBank genome assembly. NCBI's taxonomy places the organism in Eukaryota, Fungi, Glomeromycota, Glomeromycetes, Diversisporales, Acaulosporaceae.
AUGUUGUCAGAGGAGAUUCCCAUACUAUGUAUCCCCAGGGAGGACGUCCAAGUGUCUGAGCCCGCUAUAAUAGAACACGGCUUCCCCCACACGUCGACCGGAGCCCGUGGCCCUGUACAUUCACAUGAUCAGCAGAGUGCGGAUAAUACUCUGCUCGUUCGCGAUGGGGGGCGAGUCCUAGUAUUGGCCGUUCUGCCCGCCGGUGCAUUAUGA